AUUUUCUUUCCACUAGCCAUUCUGUUCCCUGCCUCUUCUCCUCCUCUCUCUCUUGACACAUCACAUCAUUAUCAACAUCAAUCAUCAUCACAAGCAUACACAUAAUAUUUGUCUUCUUUGGAUCGAGUUAAAUCAGUUAUGGCUUCCUCGAAUAGACACUGGCCAAGCAUGUUCAAGUCCAAACCUCAUCACCAUCAAUGGCAACACGACAUAAACUCUCCUCUCUUGCCUUCUCCUGCUUCCCAUCGUUCCUCUCCCUUCUCAGGGUGUGAGGUGGAAAGGAGUCCAGAGCCAAAACCAAGAUGGAAUCCGAAGCCAGAGCAGAUUCGGAUACUUGAAGCAAUCUUCAACUCAGGGCUGGUGAAUCCACCGAGAGAGGAGAUCAGAAGGAUUAGGGCUCAGCUUCAAGAAUACGGCCAAGUCGGUGACGCUAACGUCUUCUAUUGGUUCCAAAACCGCAAGUCCCGUAGCAAACACAAACUCCGCCUCCUCCAUAACCACUCUAAACACUCCCUCCCUCCACCACAACCACAACCUCAGCCUCAGCCUAUUUCCUCAGCUUCCUCUUCAUCUUCUUCCUCCUCAUCAUCCUCCAAAUCCACCAAACCACGCAAAUCCAAGAACAAGAACAACAACACUAAUCUCUCUUUGGGUGGUAGUCAAAUGAUGGGGAUGUUUCCACCGGAAGCAUCCUUUCUUUUUCCGACUUCCAGCGUCGGAGGGUUUGAAGGUAUCCCCGUCUCAUCCCAAUUAGGGUUUUUUCCCGGUGAUAUGAUCGAGCAACCAAAACAGACUCCACCAACGGUGGGGCCAUGUACCGGUAUCCUCCUUAGCGAGAUCAUGAACGCUAGUGCGGGUUAUGAAACUCAUAACCAUCAACAAUUGAGUGAGAAAGAAGAUGAAGAAAUGAGGUUGAAGAUGUUGCAACAGCCACAGCCUCAGAUUUGUUACGCUGCUACUAGCGAUCAAAUCAAUUCUUACAACAACAACAACAAUAACAUCAUGCUUCAUGUUCCUCUCACUACUAGUACUACUACAACUUCAAAUCCUCUUGCUAUUGUCCCAUCAACUUUGGACCAGCUUCAAGUUCAAGCGGGUGCGAGAAUAAGGGUGUUCAUCAAUGAAAUGGAGUUUGAAGUGAGCCCGGGACAGUUUAAUGUACGAGAUGCAUUCGGAGAAGAGGUUGUUCUCAUUAAUUCCGCAGGUCAGCCCAUUGUCACAGAUGAAUAUGGCGUCGCUAUUCACCCUCUUCAACAUGGAGCCUCCUAUUAUCUGGUUUUGUUUCCUCUCUUAUCCUCUUUGUUUUCCUCUAAUUAAUAUUUUAUACAUUACUUUCAUUUCAAUGGCUAGGUAGAUACCAUUGUAUGUUAAAUACUACUAGUAAUAAAACAUUGUUUAAUGGGUUAUAUAAUCUUCGUUAAUAGUAAAUCUAUAGUAUUUUAUUUCUUCAUUGGGAUCUAAAAUGGAUAAAUGCAUGCGAGAGACAUGUUGUUUGGCUUAGGUCAACAAUGUUGACUCAAUUAGUUUAAUUACACACACACCUUGCACUUUCUUAGAGCAUUCAUUGGGGUUUCUUUUCUUUUUUGGCCUUCGUGUUUUUUGACUUUUGUAGU
Raphanus sativus (radish) is the source of this 1613-nucleotide messenger RNA. RefSeq names its product WUSCHEL-related homeobox 9. The transcript is spliced from 3 exons. Gene Ontology annotation, molecular function: DNA-binding transcription factor activity; DNA binding. The coding region runs from base 139 to 1317 and encodes 392 amino acids. The record is from RefSeq and is a predicted model, not a curated record. Gene Ontology annotation, biological process: regulation of developmental process. Lineage: Eukaryota; Viridiplantae; Streptophyta; Magnoliopsida; Brassicales; Brassicaceae.